Schistosoma bovis is the source of this 2723-nucleotide messenger RNA. The record is from the annotation of a GenBank genome assembly. Lineage: Eukaryota; Metazoa; Platyhelminthes; Trematoda; Strigeidida; Schistosomatidae.
AUUUGCUAGUUUAUACCAGCCAUCCAAUCUUGUUGACCUUCAAGGUAGUGAAAACACCGCACAUUUUGGUUAUCAUGUCAGUUUCUGUUGUUGGGAUUUCCGACCACGCUACAUUAAUUCAUGGAAAGCGAAACACAAAAUUUAUUAUACAUUUGAAAGCAAACAAUCAAGAAUGGUCUGUAACCCGUCAUUAUACAGAAUUUCAUGCAAUCUAUACGAAAUUGAGGGAAUCAGAAGAUUGUACAGGGUUACAAUUGCCAGGAAAUAACCUGCUAGGCGUCUUUACAAAUCGACGUAAAGGUUUGUAUAAAUUUGUUAAAAAACUUGUAUCCACUGAGUUGUUGAUUAAGAACGAAGAUGUACGACUAUUUCUUGAUCUUCAUAAAGACAAAAAACUAUCUAAUUUAACGUCAUCUCAAGACACAGAUUUAAUUGAUCUUGGGCCAACAGAAGAUAAAAAAGCAUCAUUGGAUGACUUCGAAAUUGUGAAAACUAUUGGUGAAGGAAAUUUCGGAAAGGUUUAUUUAGCUGUUACACGUAAAACAAAUCAAGCAUUAGCAAUAAAAGUACUUAAAAAAGAUGCAGUUAAACAGCGUAAAGAAGUUGAUAAUGUUAUGUCUGAACGUAAUGUAUUGGUUAAAAGUUUAAAUCAUCCAUUUCUGUGUAAACUACACCUUUCAUUUCAAAGUACAACUAAAUUAUACUUUGUAUUGGAUUAUAUCAAUGGUGGGGAGUUAUUUUAUCAUAUUCAACGUGAACGAGUAUUUACUGAAACACGAACCCGAUUUUAUGCAGCACAAAUUGCUUCUGCUUUAGGUUAUUUACAUUCAGAGAAUAUAAUUUAUCGUGAUUUAAAACCUGAAAAUAUACUUCUUGAUAGUAAGGGAUAUGCAAUCCUUACAGAUUUUGGGUUAUGUAAACAAAAUUCUGCCAGUCAGUCUACUACGCUAACAUUUUGUGGCACUCCUGAGUACUUGGCACCAGAAAUUUUGCGUAAACAGCCAUAUGAUUUUGCAGUUGAUUGGUGGUGUUUAGGGUGUGUUAUUUAUGAAAUGUUACAUGGUCUACCUCCGUUCUAUUCAGAAAAUCGUGCACAUAUGUACCGAUAUAUAUUGGAAAGACCUUUAAGAACACGUAAUACACUUAGUUCAUCAACUGAAAAUAUUUUAUUUCGUUUACUUCAAAAAGAUAAAAUUAAUCGACUUGGAAGUGAAAAUGAUUUUGAAGAAAUUAGUAAGCAUCGAUUUUUCAAAGAUAUUGAUUGGAUAAAACUACUAGAGCGCAAAUUAACUGCACCAUUUCUGCCAUCGGUAACCUCAUCAACCGAUACACGAAACAUUUCACCGGAAUUUGUCAAUUCCGCUGUACCAAAUUCCGUUAUAUGUUCUGUAAUGCGAUCACGAAAUCUUCAUGGUAUAGAUGAAACAUUUUCUGGAUUUUCUUAUAUCCCAACCAAAAAUAUUCAUAAUUAGUCAUAGUUGGACUGAAUAUAAACUUAUUCUUACAUAUUUAAUUUACAUUCGAAUAUAUCCUAUUUUGUUACUUUAACAUUUUCAUCAUGGUUCAAUUGUUCAAUGUCAUAUUUAAAUCUGCUCUCAAUAACUCAUUUAAAUGUUGAAAUUAACUGUUGGAACAGCUUGUACUAUUUUAGUUGUGAAGAUGUUUUUGAGGGUAAACAUUGAUGAACUCAUAGGUGCUGCUUGAUUCCGUUUAAUGAUAAUGCUAAUAAAAUAUAGAUUCUUAUUAACUUAGUAUACAAACUUAUGAAAACGGGAAAUAAGAAAUGGAGUAGGAGUAGCGCUUCGUAUACGUAAAUUUCAAACGUAAAUUUAAACAGUAGACAAACGAUAUAGGUAUAGAUAAAACGUUUCAUUUGAAUACGCACUAAAAGUUAGACCUAACUCAGAUUAUAUAAGCAAUGUUUAUAAUACAAGAAGGUAGAUAGACACGUACAUAAUAAGUACAUACACAUCCUUAUCUAAACCGUAUUUUGUGAUUUAUCAUCGUUAGAAAUAUCAUAAGAAAAUGUACUUGAACAGGUCACCAGAUCUUUGAUCGAAUUACAAUGAUACUCAAAUGUUACAGCUUGAUACAGACACAAACAGAUGAGGGGUAUGUUCUAGGCGAAUCGUAUUAGAAAAUACAGGGUUCUGUCCGUAGACAUAACGCUGCUGUUGGUUUCUUCAAGUAAAUUAUACAAAUCGAAACCGCUGCAAAGUCGGUGGAAGAUUUUGUGUAGAAAAAUGUAAUGAAAGGCCAUACAUAGAAACUUGCUUGUACUGCAUCUUAUUUGCCAAAAAAACGUCCACAUGACUGUCAAAAUCGGAUAAUAAGAGUGGGAAGAAAGAUAAGCCUUUAGUUAGCUUUCGUAAUAGAAAAACAAAGUCACAUACUUUUUUUUCAUUCAGUGUGAUUGCUGUUCAAUAUCAUGCCUAUUUUUUAUCCACUGUGAUGACUGCUUGAUAAGGGUACUCGUUUUAUUUAAAGAGUAGUGGUUUUCUUGCCAUAACAUUGAUUUUAUUUUCAAUGUGGUGUUUAUUCAGUAUGGUAUUUUUGUAUUAAAUUAAUUUGAACUCUGCUCAGCAUCGCACUCAGUAUGUGUUUUUGUAAUAAUUCUAUGCACUUUUCAUGCAUGUGAUAUUUAAUAAUUAAUUAUCGAGUAGGUGCGCAAAUCAAUGUAUAGAUGAAUAAAUAUUUUGGUUAUAUGGGGUACUUUUUGGAGG